AAUAAGCGUGCAGUUUCAAAACACUCGCGCGUCGAUGUUUUGACAGAGACCGUUAAUGCUAAACCUCUUUCAAACUAACUUACAAGCAACCAAUGCUAAACCUCUAUCAAACUUAUUUACAAGCUUUCAAUAUAGCGAAGUAUUUUUCUGCUUAUGUAACAUCUGAAUUUGGAUCAGUUGACUGCCGUUCUGUACUUUCUGAUUAGCAGUUUGCAGAUAUGCAGUCGUCAAGCUCCAGUCAUCGCUCCUCUGCGCAGCCGCACAACUCGCCAAGAUACGCUUUCAUAGAUUUCUUGGAUGUGGGUCGUGCCGAGACAAUAUCCCAAGAAAUUGCUAAUUUAACAGAGGAUGCGGGACAGGACCUAGACACAGAGGAGAGCAUUGAAAUUGGAUCUAUUCAAGGCACAGUAGUUGGUCUACGAUAUUACAGUGGAGUGGUCAACAGAGGAGAGAUGGUGUCAUUGGUGAGAGAGCCACACAAUCCCUAUGACAGAAACGCAGUGGUGGUUGCCAAUAUAUAUGGUACUCAGGUGGGGCACAUCAAAAAAGAGCUGGCCGCCCCAAUGGCCUAUAUCAUGGACAACAACUUGGCAAGAGUGGAAGGGGUUGUGCCCUAUGGGGAGACAAAUAAAUUCUCAAUGCCUGUAUAUCUCACAUUCUGGGGCAAAGAGGAGAACAGAGAGGCCGUUCACAAUCAGAUGAGACGACAUGGCUACCGACUUGGCACUGACUUAAAAGGUGGCACUGCACAGAAAUCAUUUGGUAGAGAUACAUUAGGAUUACUUGGAUUAUCUUCAAAAAUAUCUGCCAUUCCCUUGACAGCACAAGAGCUGAAAAAUGCCUUUGACAAGCUCUUUGAUGAUUUAAUGGAGGACAAAACGAGAGAAAUGGAACCAGCGGAGGCAGUGUGCACACCAUUGCUCCCACAUCAAAAGCAGGCACUUUCAUGGAUGACCUUACGUGAAAACAGCAGUGAUCUGCCGCCUUUCUGGGAGCAGAAGGGUAGCCUUUACUUUAACGUUCUUACUAACUUUGCUGUUAAGGAGAGGCCAGUGAAAGUGCUAGGUGGAAUUUUGGCUGACGAUAUGGGGCUGGGCAAGACCCUCACCACCAUUGCCCUAAUAGUUUCUAAUUUUCAUAAUGGGAAACCACUGCCUCUUGAAAAAUGUGUAGAAUCAUCCAACCCAUCAACUUCUAGAAAGAAGCCUGCCUCAAAAGGGAAAAGUGAAGUUUUUGAGGAAUUAGUGGAGGCAUCGCCAUUGAAAAGAUUACAUGUUGAUAGUGCCUGUGCUGACAACAUUGUUGAAGAUGCUGAAAAACAAUCACCUCAGAAGAAAGCAAAAACUACAAAGAAAACUAAAAAAUCUGUCAACACAAAAGGAGUGAUUCUGGUGGAUGAUGUCGACUUUGCUGCCGCUUUGGAGUGCAGUUCAUCACAAGUCACGCCCCCAAAAAAGAGCGUAAAGAAGAGGUCUGGCACUAAUAAGAGCUCCUCUGCAGGCAGUGGGGGUUCUGGGGCCAGAGCCACUUUGAUUGUAUGUCCUCUGUCUGUCCUUAGCAACUGGCUGGACCAGUUUGAGCAACAUAUCCGAGCUGAUGUCACUUUGAACGUGUAUCUGUACUACGGUGCCGAGCGCAACCGAUCGGUUAACCUUCUGGCAGGCCAAGAUGUGGUUCUCACAACAUACAAUGUUCUUUCAUCAGAUUACGGAAACAAGGCCAGCAGUCCUCUGCACAAAGUAAACUGGCUCAGGGUGGUGCUGGACGAGGGUCACGUCAUCAGAAACCCCAGUGCUCUUCAGAGCAAAGCAGUCCUGGAGCUCCAGUCAGAGCGCAGAUGGAUUCUGUCUGGAACCCCUAUUCAAAACUCCUUGAAGGAUCUUUAUAUGCUUCUGUCCUUCUUGAAACUGAAGCCUUUUGAUGUAAAGGAGUGGUGGAACAGAAUUAUUCAGAGACCUGUGACCAUGGGCGACAGAGUUGGCCUCCAGAACCUGCAGGCGCUGGUUAAGGGGAUCACACUGAGGCGCACUAAAAGCAGUAAGGUGGCUGGUCGCACGGUGGUGCAGUUACCUGAAAGAAAAGUGUUUGUGCAGCAUGUGACUCUGUCUGAAGAGGAGAGAGAGGAAUAUGAGCAGGUCAAACGGGAUGGCAAGAACAUAAUCGGCAGGUAUUUCCAAGAGGGGACCAUCAUGACAAACUAUGCUGAUGUGUUGGCCAUUCUGGUCCGUCUAAGACAGUAUUGCUGUCACCCCAGUCUUGUGGGAAAAUAUACAGGGGCAGGAGAUCCUGCGACCCCCAGCGAGCUGCGAGAGCGUCUCAUCAAUAAAAUCACAUUGGUGCUGAACUCAGGCUCAGAUGAGGAGUGCGCCAUCUGUUUAGACUCCCUACGUCAGCCUGUCAUCACAUACUGCGCCCACGUCUUCUGCAGACCCUGCAUCUGUGAAGUCAUCCGCUCAGAGAGGGAGCAGGCCAGAUGUCCUUUGUGUCGUGGUCAGAUUAAAACCAAAGAAUUGGUCGAGUAUCCUGGAGAAGAGAAGGAGACUGGAUCAGCUACUGCAGAGAAGUGGCGUUCAAGUUCCAAAGUGAACGCUUUGAUGAGUAACCUGUUGAAGCUCCGGAAUGAAGAUCCCACUGUGAAGAGUCUUGUGGUCUCUCAGUUUACAAAGUUUCUGGAUCUUUUAGAGGUUCCCUUGAGGGAAUACGGAUUCGCUUUCACACGCCUGGAUGGCUCUAUGAAUCAGAAGAGCAGAGCAAAGGCCAUUCAGGAUUUACAAGACCCCACUCCCGGAAGCCCUACCAUCAUGUUACUGUCACUCAAAGCUGGAGGGGUGGGGCUUAAUCUGACCGCUGCUUCCCACGUCUUCCUAAUGGACCCAGCUUGGAAUCCUGCAGCAGAAGAUCAAUGUGUUGACAGAUGUCACCGAUUGGGCCAGAACAGAGAUGUGGUGAUCACUAAGUUUCUUGUUAAAGACUCGGUGGAGGAGAACAUGGUGACGAUUCAGAAGAAGAAGAAAGAGCUUGUGGAGAAGGCAUUUGGAGUAAAAAACCCACAGGACCGCAAACAGGCACGGAUAGAUGAUAUCCGAGCCCUCAUGGAAAUUUAAUUUUACCAACUUCAUGCUAGCCAGUUCAUUUCAAAUACUUUGUUGAAUGUGACACGGUUUUUAGUUAAUACUAAACGUUUGUUUUCUCAGUGCACAUAUCAACAAUGAAACAGUUGUUCAAAGCAUUUUCUUUUUUUACAUUAAAUAACAUUUGUGUAUUCUGUGAAUAAACUUGUUCGAACUACUCAUC
Molecule: messenger RNA, 3294 nt
Organism: Paramisgurnus dabryanus
Lineage: Eukaryota; Metazoa; Chordata; Actinopteri; Cypriniformes; Cobitidae
Gene: hltf
Product: helicase-like transcription factor
Biological process (GO): DNA repair
Cellular component (GO): nucleus
Molecular function (GO): ATP binding; zinc ion binding; ATP-dependent activity, acting on DNA
Source: RefSeq, a predicted model, not a curated record